AUGUAUUCUCUAAAAACUACCCUUAAUGAAUCAUUUGUUUCACUUACAAACAAUUUAUACAACCAACACAAAAACAGUUUAGAUGACACUUAUUCAUUAAUUCUUGAAACAUGUUCUACAAAACAAUCUUUGUCAAUAGUCAAACAAGUCCAUACCCAUGUAAUAAAAUCUUGUUAUGUAAAUGAUAAAACUUUUUUAAAUACAAAACUCGUGUAUGCUUAUGGCAAAUCUGGGUCAUUGUUAGAUGCUCAGAAAGUGUUUGACGAAAUGCCUGAACGAAGUGUUUUCACUUGGAAUGCCUUGAUUGGUGGGUAUAUGAUGAGUGGGGAAUAUUUCAAGGUGAUUGGGUUGUUUUUGGAUUUGAAUGGAGUUGGUUAUGAUGCAAGUACUUUUACGUCGGUUUUUAAGGCGUGUGGUGAGGUUGAGGGUCGCUGUUUUGGGGUUCAAGUACAUGGGAUGGGUAUUAAGUUGGGUUUUGUUUGUAAUGUGUAUGUAAGUAACUCGUUAAUUGGUAUGUAUGCGAAAUGUGGUGAUCUGAAUUCGGCUAAGAUGUUGUUUGAGGAAAUGAGUGAGAAAGCCGACGUGGUGUCAUGGAAUUCGAUUAGUUUAGCUUAUUUGUCUUUAGGGCAGUAUGCAGAGGCAUUGAGAGUGUUUAGAGAUAUGCAGAUAGCCCAGGUUGUGCCUAACACAUAUACUUUUGUUGCCACUCUUCAAGCUUGUGAAAAGUCGUCGUAUGUGAUGUUUGGGAAGGAAAUUCAUGCUUUUCUUUUGAAAUCAGACUAUUAUUUAGAUAGGUAUGUGGGUAAUGCAUUGGUUGUUAUGUACACAAAAUGUGGCAAAAUGAAAGAGGCUGCAAGAAUUGUCAAUGGUAUGGGUGAAAAGGAUAGUGUGACUUGGAACUCUUUGCUAUCAGGAUUUGUUCAAAAUGAUCUUUAUGAUGAAGCCGUGGCUCUGUUUCACAGAAUGCAGGUUAUGGGUCAUAAACCUGACCGAUAUUCAGUUAUAAGCAUGGUCUCAACUAUUGGUCGUCUGGGCAGUUUGUUAAGUGGUCUAGAAGUUCAUGCAUAUGCUGUAAAAAGUGGGAUGAUUUGUGAUUUGCAGGUUUGUAACUCACUUGUUGAUAUGUACGCUAAGUGUCAUAAAAUGGACUAUGCCGAGACCCUUUUUAAAAGGAUCCGGUUUAAAGAUGACAUUUUAUGGAAAACCAUAAUUACGGGCUAUGCUAUAAAUGGGUAUCAUUCAAAAGCAUUGAUGUUAUUUCGUCAAGCUCAAAUGAACGGAAUAGAAAGGGAUUCUACGUUGAUUGCAAGUAUUGUGCAAGUUUGUGGUGAAUUGAAGCUCAAUUCUAUUGUGAAAGAAAUCCAUGGCUGUAUAAUACGGAAAGGGUUGCACGAUAUUGUCCUCGAGAAUACAUUGAUUAAUACAUACGGGAAAUGUGGAUACUUAGAUUAUGCCUGUCGUGUUUUUGAACUUAUUGAUGUAAAGAAUGUUGUUUCUUGGACGACCAUGAUGUGUUGUCUUGUGCAAAAUGGACUUGCAAAUGAAGCUCUUGAUGUUUUUAAUUCCAUGAAGGAAAUACACAUUAAGCCCGAUUCAGUUACACUACUUGCCUUACUUUCUGCUGUUGCGGAGUUAUCUGCAUUAAGAAAAGGAAAAGAAGUUCAUGGGUAUAUAAUAAGAAAUGGGUUUGUUCUUCAUGGUCGUAUUUCAAGUUCCCUUGUAGAUAUGUAUGCCUCAUGUGGAUCUUUAAAGGAUUCACUAAAGAUGUUUGGUUGUAUUGAGGUUAAAGACUUGGUCUUGUGGACUAGCAUGGUUAAUGCAUAUGGAAUGCAUGGAAUGGGGAAAGAGGCAGUUCGUUUAUUUAAUCGAAUGGUGGCUCAGAAAUUUCAACCAGAUCAUGUAAGUUUCUUGGCAAUUCUUUAUGCUUGCAGCCAUUCAUUGUUAAUUGAUGAAGGAAAAUGGUUUUUCCAAUCAAUGGUGUACGAUUAUGGUCUUAAUCCGUGGCCUGAACACUAUACAUGUAUGGUUGAUCUUCUUGGUCGUGCAAACAAGUUAGAUGAAGCGUUUUUGUUUGUUAAAAACAUGGAAAUUAACCCUAAUGUUGAAAUUUGGCGUUCGCUUCUUGGUGCGUGCAAGGUACAUAGUAACGUAGAAUUAGGUACUGUUGCAGCCAAAAAGCUUCUUGAAUUAGAUUCAUACGAUAUAAAGAAUUUCGUUCUUGUGUCAAAUUUCUACACUUUGUGUGAACAAUGGGAUGACCUUGAUUACAUAAGAAAGAAAAUGAAACGAAAAGGUUUGAAGAAAGAUCCUGGUUGUAGUUGGAUUGAAAUUGCAAACAAGCUGCAUGUUUUUACUGCGAGUGACAAAUCUCAUCAAGAAUCUGAUGAGAUUUACAAAAAAUUAGCUCAAAUUAAUGAUGUUUUAAGGAGGGUAGGCGGCCAUAUGGAGAAAGAUAAGGCGGAAAGGCAAAAUGGGCAUAGUGAAAGAUUGGCUAUUGCUUAUGGAUUACUUAAAAUGAGUCAUGGAACACCAAUUCGUAUCACAAAGAACCUUCGUGUUUGUGAUGAUUGUCAUUCUUUCAGUAAGCUAGUUUCUAAGUAUUUUGAAGUUGAAAUUAUUGUUAGAGAUGCUAGCAGAUUCCAUCAUUUUGGCUCUGGGGUAUGCUCUUGUCAAGACUUUUGGUAAAAAGGAUUGCAACUUGGUUGUAAUAUUCCGUGGUCUUUAGUCACUUGGUUUACAGUUAUCGUCUUGUCGUCAUGACUGAAGGGUUUGAUCUUGUCACAUUAACUCAUUCGACAAGUUUCUUCGGUCCUUGAAACUUUUAGAGAAGCUAAUGUAAAGUGACAUGCCUCUUCAAGAACUUCCAACCCGAGACAUAGACUUUGAAUCAGCAUGCUAUGGAUUAAGUCUGAUUUUCGAGACUGGGGAACAAUCUUCAAAUUGUAUUAGAUGUGACAAUUUCAACCCAUUUGUAUAGAAGCAAAUCAAAUCGGGUUACAUUUUCUAGAUAAUGUAUAUUAAAAGUAACGGAUGUAGAAAACUAGUUGGAAAUAAACAUGUCAAAUUAGUCAAUGUUUAUUAAGCCGAAUCAAUGCCUACCAAGCCCAGGCUUGACUAA
This is a messenger RNA of Erigeron canadensis, 3118 nucleotides long. RefSeq names its product pentatricopeptide repeat-containing protein At3g63370, chloroplastic. The record is from RefSeq and is a predicted model, not a curated record. Gene Ontology annotation, biological process: RNA modification. Gene Ontology annotation, molecular function: RNA binding; protein binding; zinc ion binding. Lineage: Eukaryota; Viridiplantae; Streptophyta; Magnoliopsida; Asterales; Asteraceae. The coding region runs from base 1 to 2685 and encodes 894 amino acids. The transcript has a single exon.